UCUUUGAUGUCGAACCACAUGAACAAUUCAAUGUGCUCGCCAGCAUCCACGCUCGAGAUGGGAUCAUCAUGUCCGACGUAUUAGCACGCCGCAACUUCUCCCGUACGAACCGGAUGUACUUAAUUCCUAGAUUCGACAUUAAUAUCCAAUUCUACAUUUGAAUAUAAGAUGGAUGAAAACGCUAUUUUGCCGACGCACUUUUCGAUCUCAAAAGAACUCUUGCUGUUCCUGGGCAGUUCUUCCCUCCAUAAAAUACGGUUCUCCGUUUUGCUUUUUUCCGAACACUGAGCCCAGAAGCAAAGCAACGACGGCAAUGCCUCCCCGAACACGACGACGACGACUGCUGGCGGGAGAAGAAGAAGAUGAAGCGACACGACGACAGCAGCAGCAGCAGCAGCAGCAACCCAAUUUCGAAGUGGGCAUGCUGGUCGAGAUCGCCUCCACCGAUGACGGCUUCCGCGGCUCCUGGUACGCCGCCACCGUCGUCCGCCGCCCCUCGCGGCGCUCCUCCUCCUACGCGGUGGAGUUCCGGGAAAUCUACGAGGACGAGGAGGGGACGCGCCGGGUCACCGAGGAGGUGGCGGGGUCCCAGAUCAGGCCGGUGCCUCCGGAGGAGGCGAACCCGAAGAGGGACUUCCGGGUGGGCGACGAGGUCGAGGCCCGGUACAACGACGGGUGGUGGGAAGGCGUGGUGGUGGAUAGGAUGCGGGGCGGGAGGAGGUUCGGGGUCUCGUUCAGGGAGUGGAGGGAGAGGGUGGUGUUCGAGGUCGGGGAUUUGAGGGUGCGUCGCGAGUGGGUCCGUGGGUCUUGGUUGCCUCCUGGUGAUGCUGCUGCCGAAGAUCGACAGCAGAAAGCACAAUCGCAGAUGGAGAUGAAGGUUGCCAAAAAGAUGAAAAGUAAUGAAUUCACUAAGGGCACUCCAGUUGAAGUGAGUAGCGAUGAAGAUGGAUAUCGCGGUGCCUGGUUUGCAGCAGUGGUUGUUGAAGAGGGAUCCAAGGGAAAGUACCUUGUUGAGUUCAAGAACUUUAGGACGGAGGACGGUGCUGAGCUUUUGAAAGAAGAGGCCGACGCUUUGCAUAUCCGGCCCUGUCCACCAGAAAUUAUAGUUGCUGACCAUUUCAAUUUGUUUGAUGAAGUAGAUGCUUUGCAUAAUGACAGCUGGUGGGUUGGUGUGGUCUCUAAGGUUCUCAGCAGAUCAAGGUACACCGUUUACUUCAGAGACACCAAGGAAGAAUUAGUGUUUCAACACUCUAACUUGAGGCCACAUCAGGAGUGGAUUGGUGGAAGAUGGAUGACUGCUUCCUUGGACCCAAAAAAUAACACGCGCCUAGUGUAAAUUCUCUUUGAUGCUGCUUAAGGUUUGUUUGGAAACUCUGUUGGUUCUGGGGAAUGUGGGAUUCUAUUUUCUUCCAUUGGCUUAUAGUCAAACUUUGUGAAGUUUUCUCAAAACAAAAAUAUAUACAACUAUAAGUAAA
This is a messenger RNA of Eucalyptus grandis, 1475 nucleotides long. RefSeq names its product protein AGENET DOMAIN (AGD)-CONTAINING P1. NCBI's taxonomy places the organism in Eukaryota, Viridiplantae, Streptophyta, Magnoliopsida, Myrtales, Myrtaceae. Bases 173 to 1336 code for a protein of 387 amino acids. The transcript is spliced from 2 exons. The record is from RefSeq and is a predicted model, not a curated record.